GGGGGCGGAGCCGCUGUGACGUGUCGGGGAAGCGGCUGAUGGGAAGUGUGUGAGUUCUGCACAGCAUGGCUGCCAAGGUAGCGUUGACCAAGAGAGCUGAUCCAGCUGAGCUUAAAGCUAUAUUUGUCAAGUAUGCCAGCGUGGAAAAGGAUGGAGAGCGAUUCAUGUCCCCGUUUGACUUUGUCAGACGUUACCUGAACUUCACAGGAGAUGGAGAGCCAAACCCCAAAACCAUCCAGCUCCUGGCAGGUGUGGUGGACCAGACCAAAGACGGGUUUAUCUCCUUCCCAGAGUUUGUGGCGUUCGAGUCUGUCCUCUGCGCCCCGGAUGCUUUAUUCAUGGUCGCCUUUCAACUCUUUGACAAAACAGGGAAAGGAGAAGUAACUUUUGAGAAUGUAAAGCAAGUCUUCGGCCAGACCACCAUUCACCAGCAUAUACCAUUCAACUGGGAUUGUGAAUUCAUCCAGCUGCACUUUGGCAAGGACCGCAAGAGGCUUUUGCCCUAUGCCGAGUUUACUCAGUUUUUGCUGGAAAUACAACUGGAGCAUGCACGACAAGCCUUUGUCCAACGUGACACAGACCACACUGGGACGAUCAAUGCCAUGGACUUUAGGGACAUCAUGGUGACCAUCCGCCCACAUGUCUUGACACCAUUCGUGGAGCAGUGCUUAGUGGCUGCUGCUGGAGGUACCAUAUCUCAUCAGGUCAGCUUCUCCUACUUUAAUGGAUUUAAUUCCUUGCUUAACAACAUGGAGCUUAUUAGGAAGAUCUACAGUACCUUGGCCGGCAGUAAAAAAGACAUAGAGGUCACCAAAGAGGAGUUUGUGUUGGCUGCUCAGAAAUUUGGUCAAAUUACACCCAUGGAAGUCGACAUAUUGUUCCAAUUAGCCGAUUUACAUGAGUCGAGGGGGCGGAUGACGAUGGCAGAUAUCGAACGCAUCGCUCCUCUGGAGGAGGGGGCAUUGCCUUACAACCUGGCUGAAGCUCAGAGACAGCAUCAAGGCUCCGGAGAAGUGUCUCGUACUGUCCUUGUCCAAGUGGCCGAGUCGGCGUACAGAUUUGCUCUGGGUUCAAUCGCUGGAGCUGUUGGCGCCACCGCCGUCUACCCCAUUGACUUGGUCAAGACGAGAAUGCAGAACCAAAGAUCUACUGGAUCCUUUGUAGGGGAGCUCAUGUACAAGAACAGCUUCGACUGCUUUAAGAAAGUGCUGCGGUAUGAAGGCUUUUUUGGACUCUACAGAGGUCUUCUGCCUCAGCUGCUGGGAGUUGCACCAGAGAAAGCCAUAAAACUAACAGUAAACGACUUUAUGAGAGAUAAGUUUACAAAGAGAGAUGGUGGCAUUCCAUUAGCUGCGGAGAUCCUCGCCGGUGGAUGUGCUGGAGGUUCUCAAGUAAUUUUCACCAACCCCUUGGAGAUUGUGAAGAUCCGCUUGCAGGUGGCAGGAGAAAUUACCACAGGACCCCGUGUCAGCGCUCUGAGUGUUCUUAGAGAUUUGGGCUUCUUUGGACUUUACAAGGGGGCGAAGGCGUGCUUCCUCCGGGAUAUCCCCUUCUCCGCCAUCUACUUCCCCUGCUAUGCACAUAUGAAAAGCUCCUUCGCCGGAGAAGACGGCAGGGUUAGUCCCGGGUAUCUCCUGUUGGCGGGAGCCAUCGCCGGUAUGCCGGCCGCUUCUCUUGUGACCCCCGCCGACGUCAUUAAGACUCGACUACAGGUUGCCGCACGAGCAGGUCAGACCACUUAUUCCGGGGUCAUAGACUGCUUCAGAAAGAUUCUGCGAGAGGAAGGACAUCGGGCGUUAUGGAAAGGCGCUGGAGCCCGCGUCUUCAGGUCCUCUCCACAGUUCGGUGUGACUCUUGUGACCUAUGAGCUAUUGCAGAGAUGGUUGUACGUGGAUUUUGGCGGAGUGAAACCAGCCGGGUCCGGAGCCGUCCCCAAGUCCCGGAUCACACUUCCUGCGGCGAAUCCCGACCACGUCGGAGGAUACAAACUAGCAGUGGCGACUUUUGCGGGAAUUGAAAGCAAAUUUGGACUCUACCUUCCUAGAUUUCAGCCAUCAUCAGCAACCUCUAAAACCACCUAAAACCAUUAGCUGUUAAAGCCUGAGGACGCAGGCGAGAGGUUUAGAUACACAGCUGUCAUCUGUUACAAUGUAUCAGCGACUCUCGCCUUUUAUCCCACAGUCUGUUUCCUGAAAGAUCUUUUAGACUUAUUUUUUGUGCAAUUAUCUUUGUGGUUCCCUUCCUUACAGAAUGCAGCCUGUGGCAGGGAGGUGGCGGUGGGUCCCCUGUGACCCCUCAGCCUCUCACCAGCACCAGUUAGGGAGUCUCCGGGUUGCUUUGGAUUGUGAACUUUAGUGGGUUCUGCACACCCCACAAAUGAACUAGACAAUUAAUUCAUGAAAUAGUUUCUGGGUUGCUCAGAAUUUUUGGUCUAUUUAAAAAUUAUUAAAAAAAUACUGACUAAAUCUAGCAUAGGGACCGAAUUAAAGGGAGUGUCCACCUUUGAGCUACAUUUUAUAUAUAUAUA
Bufo bufo (common toad) is the source of this 2527-nucleotide messenger RNA. It is a transcript of the gene SLC25A13, whose product is annotated as solute carrier family 25 member 13. NCBI's taxonomy places the organism in Eukaryota, Metazoa, Chordata, Amphibia, Anura, Bufonidae. The transcript has 18 exons. Gene Ontology annotation, biological process: malate-aspartate shuttle; aspartate transmembrane transport; L-glutamate transmembrane transport. Gene Ontology annotation, molecular function: L-aspartate transmembrane transporter activity; calcium ion binding; L-glutamate transmembrane transporter activity. Bases 66 to 2081 code for a protein of 671 amino acids. The record is from RefSeq and is a predicted model, not a curated record.